GAAGCAGCGUUCAGCCUCAAGAUGAAAGUCAGAAACACUUGGAUAUUCUUCUUCUUCUUCUUCUUCUUCUUCCUUGCUCUGCAGGAUGGAAACACUGGUCUUGUUAAUGGAAGAAUCUAUACAGAAAAAGAAGGAGGAAACAUCACAGUUGAAUGUUCAUUUAGAUUAUCUGGAAGCAGGAGGUUGUUCUGUAGGAAUAAAUGUGAAGAAAGAAACAUUCUCAUUGACACAACUGAGGACAAAGCUCAGAGAGACAGAUACAGCAUUGAAUAUAUAAGCAGAGGUGUCCUAUCAGCUGACACUCUGUAUGUGAACAUCACACAGCUGAACAAGUCUGACUCAGGAUGGUACAGGUGUUCUUUGGAGAGAACGUGGUUCAAAGAUUCAUCUGAGGAUUUUGAGAUCACUGUCACAGAAGCUUCAACCACUUCACAACCAACAUUAACUCCUGGAACUUUUUCAUCAUCAGCAUUUCUCACAUCCUCCACUUCACCAACAUCAACAUCAUCAUCAACAUCAACAUCAUCAUCAACAUCAACAUCAUCAUCAUCAUCAUCAUCAUCAUCAUCAUCAUCAUCAACAUCAUCAUCAUCACCAACAUCAUCAUCAUCAUCAUCAUCAUCAUCAUCAUCAUCAACACUCAGUUCAAGUUCAGGAAGCUCUACAUCUUCAUCAUCAUCCUCCUCCUCUGGAGCCACAGGGCAGCAUGAGGCAUCACCUACAGGUUCAGAUCUGAUCCUUUACGUGGCUCUGACUCUAGUCUUCAUGAUCAUCAUAUUAUCUGUGGUUCUGCUGAUCAUCUGUAAGUGGAGGAGGACCACGAAACCAAAAGCAUGUUUUUCAGGGUCUCCCAUAGAAUCAAUGUACACUGACGUCACAAGGACCGACCUAAUGUAUGAGAUGAUCAGAGAGGACAAACGGAGCAGUUCACCUCCUGAGGGAAUAUCUACAGUCUACACCUGCGCUAAAUACGUCAAAGUAAAUUGAGCUGAAAGCUCAGAUGACUACAGCCUCAUCCAGAGUCCUCAGGAGAGAGUCAGUAGAACUGUGGUACAGUUUCAGCUCACAGCUCAAAAACUGUCUCUAGGAAAACAUGCUUAGUGGUACUGUUAUCAGUUCUGAACUGGGACAAGGAACGGCUUAGUGCUGUGGUCCUAUUGUGUUUUCCAGCUAAUUAAUGUUAAUAUUUUAAACAAAUUUAAUUAAUGCAACAGUUUUACCAUCAACAGUUAGAGCUAUUUUGAAGUUGGGGAAUUAACCUUUAUUCAUAUUACUUUACAAAAGUAUCCUAAAUCAUGUCUGUGACUUUAAAUGAUUCAUGAGCAGCCUUCUGUUGAUUUUGGGUACGUAUUGGAUCGGUGUUUUUACAAGACCAUGAGACCAUAUAUUUGAAACUGGACUAGCUACACCUAGUUAAGACUAAUACAUUAUAUAAACAGCAGAGCUGGCCCUAAGUAUCCACAGUAUAUUCAAAUGCUAAGGCCAUCGUGGAUCCAUAGGGGGUGCACUUUACCUAUACUAACAGCCUGCUACUAACUAUUAUUGGUAAUAUUACCAAAAUACACUACAACUUAUCUGAAGCAUAUUAGUCAAAAGUCGUUGUAGCUCAGUUUAACCAGUGCCCAGCCACCAGCCUUCCAGCCCACCAGUGACGCCGCUGACACAGUUCAGCAGCAGCCAGUCGACCACAGUAUUAAACAGUAUUAACCCUUUAACAAUUCACUGGGUGUCAUGUGGACAGUAGUAGCUUUAUAAACCAAUCAGAGCUCUGUACACGAGUUGUGUUUGAGUACAUGCUGCAUGCAAUAUGUCAUUUUCUUCUGAUUUCACUGAUAAAAGACAUCAUAGCAUGAGCUCCAAAAUGUUCAUGAACAACA
Mugil cephalus (flathead mullet) is the source of this 1877-nucleotide messenger RNA. RefSeq names its product putative protein TPRXL. Lineage: Eukaryota; Metazoa; Chordata; Actinopteri; Mugiliformes; Mugilidae. The coding region runs from base 22 to 987 and encodes 321 amino acids. The transcript is spliced from 6 exons. The record is from RefSeq and is a predicted model, not a curated record.